Messenger RNA from Anolis sagrei ordinatus, 7222 nucleotides. It is a transcript of the gene URB1, whose product is annotated as URB1 ribosome biogenesis homolog. The record is from RefSeq and is a predicted model, not a curated record. Gene Ontology annotation, biological process: maturation of 5.8S rRNA from tricistronic rRNA transcript (SSU-rRNA, 5.8S rRNA, LSU-rRNA); maturation of LSU-rRNA from tricistronic rRNA transcript (SSU-rRNA, 5.8S rRNA, LSU-rRNA). Lineage: Eukaryota; Metazoa; Chordata; Lepidosauria; Squamata; Anolidae. Gene Ontology annotation, cellular component: nucleolus.
GAGCAAGCCGGGAGGACCACUUCCGGCGGAGAGGAGUCGCGUGUUCCGGUGUGGCUGGCUGUUUUCACCAUGGGCGCCAAGCGCAAAAGCCCGGCUGCGGCCCAAAGGGACCAGGAGCCUCCGCAAAAACAGCGCCGGGACAAUGAGGCAGCCAAAGAGGAGAAGCAGGAGGAGGAGCUCACCGGCGCCCGGCUCAAGGCCCUCUUGCGCUCCCCCAGCGCCGCCAUCAAGGGUUUAGAAACAUUUGUGUCUUUAGCUAAAUGUUUACCAUCAGGAGAACGAUAUGAUGUCGUAGAGGGAUAUGUAAAAGUUUCUGUUGAAUGUGCAGAAAUUUUAAAACUUUUGGAUGGUGAAAGACGCCCUGAAAGUGAGAUGCUCCUAAUCUUCCAAGCUCUGGAAAUUAUUUUGCUGCGAACAGCAAGCGAUCUGUCCCAUUUUCAUGUUGUGGGAAUGAAUAUUGUUAAGAAGAUGCUCAAUAAAUACAUGAAAUUAAUUUAUGCAGCUUUGUAUUCUGAAGGACAUCGACUCUCUCGUCUGUGUCUCACCUUGCUGUCAGCAAUGGUAACACAGGGGCCAGAUGCUGCAAGGGAUGUCUACACCCAUUUUGAUUUCAAUAAUAAAUUCCUACCUAGUUUAGUAAAGAAAAGAGAUUAUAAGGGCAAACCUGAUGUCCGUAUGGCAUAUAUCCAGUAUGCUCUUUCUUUUUUUAUUGCUGGUGAUAAUACAAUCCUUGUCAAUGUUCUGGAGCUAAAAGAUUUUAUUCCAGAUAUUUUCAGAACUGGCUUAAAGGAAGAUCGGAUUUCUACAAUUAGUCUUCUGCUUUCCACAUUGGCAUCUAAGGUGGUUCAGAAUAAAAAUAUCAGCAAGACCCAGAAAGUACGUUUUUUUACUGCAGAAGUAUUGAGCCACAUUGCUUCACUCUACCGCUGGAAUGGAAUUGCUGAUGUUAACACUGAAGAUGUGAAGGCAUCACAAGAUCCAGAGGAAGCAGGAAAAGUGGUAGUGAGAGAAUUGGUUCAUAAUUUUUUAAUGGAUCUCUGCUGCUCUCUGAAGCAUGGAAUUAAUUUUUAUGACCCAAGUCUUGGCACAUCUGGAAGAGGAGGGAACUUAGUGCUCCUGCGCUUUCUCUUGAGUUUGAAGACUGCUGUGGAGGAUGAAAUGGUGGCUGAUCUUGUGAUGAACAUUUUCAAAGUGUGCCCAGAUUUACUGAACAGAUACUUUAAGGAGUCCCAGUAUUCUUUUGUUCCCAGACUAAAAUCAGCAUGGCUGGACAACAUGAAAUUAUUGAGAAAGAUCUAUGAGGCUCAGCCAGAAAUUUCCAAUGCUUUUAAAACCACAGAGUUCAUUCCACUUCCUCGAUUGCUUUCUAUGGUGAUGGUGACAACCAUUCCUGCAGUGUGCAAUAAAGCUAUGUUCACCCAAGGAUUAAAUAUAGCCAGUAAAACAGUGAAACACACAAUAUUUUCAAUUCUAUCAGUUGUUCUGAAACGAGCACUGAAGAACAUGGAGUACUGUCUGAAUGAGAAGAUAUGGGAGAAGUCCGAAAUAUAUACUCCAUCUGUCAUGCAGGAAUUUGUGCAGCAAUACCGGGAGGCACUCAGCAAGCUUUUGCCAGAUAUGACGAACAUAGUAGCCGUCUGGCAGUCGCUUCUAAAGCAAGAGAGGGAACAAGGUGGGCUGAAAGGGACUGCGGAAGAUGCUUCUUUUAUUGUGGAGGAAAUGGCUGAGGUCAAAGAAACAAAUGGAGAGCAUGGGUCAGACGAUGCAGAAACCACACUUUUGAAGGCUGUCUUGCUUCAUGUUAUCUGCCUUUAUCAGCAAGUGGUUCCCCACUUGAUAGCACAGAGCAACUUUGACUUCAGCAAACUAAUAAAAGGCAUUGUCACUGAGAAGGGCCUGCGCCAUGAGAUCCCCCCAGUUCUGCAACAUCACAUUCUGAUGGUGGCUCUAGAACUGCCUGCAAAUAAGUUUUCCUGGUUCAAAAUGCAGGAGGAGACUGACAAAGUUUGCGGUGAAAGAUCAGUAUUUUAUUUACUGUUGAAAAUGUUUGUGACAAGCAACCACUUGCAGCUCAAAGCAUCAACAAAGAAACUGAUUAUUAAGGUUCUGCGUGACAGUGGAGUAUUUGAGUAUACCUGGAAAGAACUUGAAUUAUGGCUUGAGCAUUUGGAGAACACAGUAGACUCAAAAAAGGAAGCAGUGAUUCAGUUUUUGGAAAAGAUCUUGGUUAAACUGGUGACCAACCCUUAUCCAUACACAGAUAAGGCCGCAGAUCUUGUCCAGGAAGCCAGUGUUUUUCAAGUCAACCUAUUUAAACAAGACAUUGAUAAUAUCAGCAUUCCGAUCUCUCAUAUUGAUGAUGUUCUGGAUAUGAUUGAUGUCCUUGUGGAAGGCAAUGAGGACUUUAAUGAAGAAAUUGGAACUUCUUUAAACAAAGACAUGAUUGUUAAUACAUUUCCAUUCAGUGCUAUUGUCCCAGCUUCUUUAGAAACCAGGAAUAAGUUGCUCCUGGAGAAUGAUGAAAACAGAGGAGAAAGCAUAGUGGAGUAUCUCAUUGCUGUUUUCACAGACCUCCUACAUUCCCAAAGAGACCCUCUAGCUCUGUGCUUGAUGUUUCAGCUUUACGAUAAAGGUCUGCAUUCUGUCUGUCCUAAGCUUUUUGAAUUCAGCAAUUACUACAGUCUAUGGAUACCACAGGAGGCUAAGGAAGCUUUGUUGCAGCAAGCCAGAAGUGAGUGUGUAGCUGAAGUCUUGUCAUCAAGUUCCUCAUUUUCCUCCCUGCUGAAGAAUACAUAUCAGAAAGGUGUUGCCCUUCUGUUGGAAGAAGAUAUCACAGAAAAGCUGAAUGAAGCUAUUUCCAAACUCCAGACUCAGCAACUCUUGCUGGCAUGCAAGCAUGUUCUGCUAUACUUAAAAACUACAGUGGAGAAUUUCAGCAGUUUUGACAAAAAAUCUGGCCUUUCCCUUCUUACCCUCUUUGUGGACCUGUUGAAGAAGCUGCUGCAUAAAGGUGAUGAGACAGAAUCCUGUAAUCAGCAGGAACAAAAACCCACCCAAACUGAAUCUGAUCUUUUUGUGGAUGCAGACUUCCUUAUGCCAGCUGAGACUGGAAAUAAUAAGAUACUAGAAGAGUUACUAUCUGUGGUCUUCAAAAAUCCUUUGUUGGAGAAUUGGUUUCUGGCAGUGGAAAAGCAUUCUGUUCCACCUCAUAAUUUGAAUCCCCUUAAAGUGAAACUGCUAUCCGCUCGACUGAAUUGUGGCAUUCUUGAGUUAUUGCAGAUGGGCUCCUCAUUCUUGCAAUCCAGUGAUCAACUUGAUGUUCUCUCCAAAUAUUUCAAUACUAUCACUAAAACAGUGUUAGAAGAACUGCACACUGUUAGUAAAAAAGGGUCCCAGGUGCGUCUCAGAAGAUCCCUGCAGAUGGAGGCACUACAAGAGCUGCACACUUACAUGGAUACACCACAGCUAAAAGAAGUUGUUUUGGCUAUGCUGCAGCUUCCCAAAGAAAAUUUGGUCAAGAAGAAAUCAGAAACUGUUCCUGAAAAGGAAAUGUACUUGAGUAGUUAUGGAGAGGUUUUGAUUCAGCUUCUCAUGGAAAGCUACCAGAGAGGAUCCCUAAAGGAAGACCAGUUCCUUUCAAGAGAACACAUUGUAGGGAUGGGUCUUCUUUUGACCACAGCUGUCACAGAGGAGCUUGAAAAGGUCUUCUUGUACGUGAUACAGAAGGAAUCUGUCUUUUCCCAAGCUGUUGGUGUCAAUGUCCUGCUCUUCUGCCUUAAUCGUUACACAGAAACUUCCCUUGCCAUUGCAGCUUUGCUGAUUCAAAAUUGUCAGACUCACUUGUUGCAGUUUGAGUUGUGGUGUCUGAAGCGUGGUACAGGCAAGCUUCUGAAAAAGAAUGUGGGUCUUUUCCUGCCACUUGUCAGUAUAUACUUGGAUUGUCAAGAGCAGCGAUGUUUCAUCCGGCUGUCAAAAGUCUCUUCGGCUGUUACAACUGUCUUAAGGGAUAUUUUGUGGCCAGAACUGCUAGGUAUUGUUCUGAAUAUGAGUUCAACAUCAGAACCAAUCGCUGAGGAGUGUCAUGUUCUCUCCAAGUUACUGCCGUCUUCCAAAACAGAUACUUUCAUUACUCUAAUGGAGAAAUUACCUGCAGUUCUUGAAAAAGAAAAAAGCCAUGAACACUGGGUGAUUGCUGAUGCUGUAUCAAGAGCCCUGGAGAGUUCUGCAGAGAAGUUGAAUUCCUGGAAGAAACACCUGCUAACUGCAUGUAUAAAAUGGUUGAUUGUUGCUUACAGCAAUAACAAAACACAUGAAACAUGCUCUGAAAUUGAGAACUCCAUGCUGUCAAGGCUAGAGAAAUUACUGAAUUCAACAACUGAAGUGGCUCCAGAAGACUGGCAUAGUUUUGUGAAGAUGGGGCUCAAGCAUCGUUAUAAAGACCGGGCCUUUCUGAAAACUCUUAAUGGAGCCAUAAAUUUGUUGUACAAGGAAGAAGUCUCUCUUAGUCAGAAAUUAGUCAAGCUUUCAGUACUUUACAUGAUGAUCACGCAGCACUCCUUAUUUUUGUCAAUAAUGUUGAGGGCACAGGAGGAGGAUGACACAAAUGUUCAUUCAAAAGAGGCAUUAGUGGACAUCCUGUUGACUCUGGUGAAAUGCUGCCCUGCAGUGUGUGAGAGUGGCCAUUUCUCUGUGUUACUUGGAGCUUAUGGUGCAACACUGAGCAUUUUAGACCAGAAGAUACUACUGUUACUGAAAUUGUAUGAAAAGAAUGGUUUAAGUCUUGUAAACUUCAGAGUCCAGUUACUUUGGGGCCCAGCUGCUGUGGAGCAUCACAAGGCAUGCAAGAUUUUGGGCAAGUCGUUGUGGCAGCAGCCAAGCAUGGAGGAAAUUCUGUGUCUGCUGGACCGAGAAAUGAUGAUGCGGACCAUUCUCAAUUUCCCCCAGCACCGGCAUCUUCUGGCGCUAGAGGAAGAACCGGAGCUCAUAAGCAAAGGCAAAAAUUAUAUCUCUCUGAAGGAUCUCUAUGACCCAUGUUUCCUCCUUCAGCUCUUCAGUGAACUGCUGAGACCAGAAUGUGUGGUCGCCUGCCAGAAAUUUGUUGAUGUCAAUGCUCUGGGCCUAGUAGUAGCAGCCCUUAGCAGCUAUGAUCCUAACAUGCGAGCAGCAGCAUACUAUGUCCUGAAUGCUUUUCGUUCUCAUCUGGAAGGGGCUCGAUUUCGAGAACAAAAACAGUUGCUCUACCUUAUGGAUGUUGUACAAAAUGGAAUCAGACAACCAAAUCUGAAAUUUACUUUCCCUCUGACACUCUAUAUAUCUAGAGUAGCUCAGCAAAUGCUGAAUCCAGAGGAACACAUGUAUACAAAGCUGAACAAGUUCCUGCUGUCUCACCAAUUUUUAGAUCUGAAGAAAGUGCCAGGAUUUUUUCAACUUUUCUACAGUUUUGAUUUAGAGCACAAAAUGGAACGUGAAUGGUCCCUAGCAAUUAUUAGCGAAGGACUCAGAGACAAACACUGCUAUGAGCUAUAUGAUUACCAGAGAAUUUUCCAUGUCAUCCUGUCAUUCUUCCAUAGCCCAUUGUGUGAUGAAGCCACCCAGUACCAGAUUCUACAAAUACUCCAAAAUGCAGCAUAUAUCACAAAAGCGGCCUAUACUCUCAUAAGAGAUCAUAGUCUUUUAACUUGGAUAUUAUCUGUCCUAGAGAAAAGGUUUUUAGAAAAUAAAGUGUUAAAUCAGAUAAUCUCCUUAGUCCAUAAUCUUUGGGUCACAAAUUUGGGAGAUAAGCUAAAGGCUCUUGGAUUGCCUCACAAUAAGGAGCAACUGGUGAAUCAGAAAUUCCUUCCCCUCCAGUUCAUCAGUGAAUUUCUCCACAUUUUGAUCACUCUUCUUAAACACAUUCGGGCCAGCUUGGAUUUUCCUAACCUGAUUCAGUUUUUCAGCACAUUAAGUUCUGUCCUACAAUACCGUGCUCUGGUCAUUGAGGCCUUCAGAGAAAUGGGCAGAUUUACUGUGAACAAGCAUGUCCUGUCCAACAAAGAUGUCCUGCUGCUCUUGCACAAAUGGAGCAUCAUCGGCAAAAAUUUGGAACUUCAAGAUAAUCUGCAACUAAUUGCACAACAGUACCAAAUUAAAGACUUGCUUAGAAAUAUUAAAGAAAAAAAGAAACCAGAGAUGCCUUUCCGAACAUCAUUACGACUUCCUCAGAAGAAUGAUAUAAUUGAAACAGAAACUGCCUUGGACAGGAAGCAAUUGCAUUUAGAUGACUGCAGAUCAGUUCUAAGAUCUGUACUUGUCCACUGGGAGCCUGUGUUUCUUGACACACCAGAAAAGUAUUCAGAAGAGCAGAAUGGAUAUAGUAAUCCGGAUCUGACAUAUAAGAUUGCUUACUUAGUAUUCAAUUGGCUAGUAAAGUCCAAUAUUGACAGCACGCUUAAUGUACAAGAUGUGCUUUUGACAUUCAAGUGGCUUAAAAAGAGUGUAUUACAAAACAGCACGGUGGUAGAGAUGAUUCUUAAAGAUGGAAUUCUGAGAAACUGUAUAUUUAAGAUUUACAACAGCAUCUGGAAGGGCAAUGAGGACAAAACGGUGGAACUGAGUGAUCUCUCUCUGCUUAAUGAUAUCAUGCUUCAACUGCUCGAUUCUCCGGAAUUAAACAAAGGGGAUUUUCAUGAAAUUAUGAAGAAGUUCUAUCUUUCUGCGAUGACAAAGGAGGACACAAUGAAGAAAGCUGCAGGCAUGUUUCUCACUUCUGUUUACAUUGGAGACUGUUGGCUGGGAGCAGAGCAGCCAGAUAUGUUUAUAAAUCAUAUCAAAUUAAUACAUGAAGCAACAGCCAGUAAACAAAACAAGGAUCAAGAAAUAUGGGAAUGUGAAGAACCAGUGGUUUCUCUGUGCAAAGAUCUCUACUCACUGCCCAUUUUUCAGUCCUAAGAAUUUAUUGAAUGUAUCAUACUGUCUAAUAGUUAAAAUUAUGUGGGAAACCAACAGGAAAUAACUUUUGUAUUUAUAACAUAUAUUUUGUAAAGAAGCAACAUUAAAAUAAUUCUGUACCUUUUAAAGUACUUUAAAUAUAUUUUUCUUUUAAUUUUUACAGAAGUUGUCAAAGCUGGAUUUUAGGACAAUUUUUAUAAUAUUAUGUUGUUCUUGGCUGCUACAGAAACAAUGUAUAAUGCCUGAAGUUGGAAUUUUUGGAUGAAAACUAAAUAAAUGUUGAACUGCUACAAAA